Messenger RNA from Strongylocentrotus purpuratus (purple sea urchin), 4175 nucleotides. RefSeq names its product choline O-acetyltransferase (gene chat). Gene Ontology annotation, cellular component: cytoplasm; neuron projection. NCBI's taxonomy places the organism in Eukaryota, Metazoa, Echinodermata, Echinoidea, Camarodonta, Strongylocentrotidae. The transcript is spliced from 14 exons. Gene Ontology annotation, molecular function: choline O-acetyltransferase activity. The coding region runs from base 625 to 2571 and encodes 648 amino acids. The record is from RefSeq and is a predicted model, not a curated record. Gene Ontology annotation, biological process: neuromuscular synaptic transmission; acetylcholine biosynthetic process.
AUAUUCAUACGAAGGAUAAGCUAUUACCUUUACUGUUCGCGGUCUUAUUGUGACUAUAUGUUGGAACGAACUAAUUUAAACGGCCUUUUGGGGUUUGCAUCCUGAAAGAAUAUUGCUCUGAUUUGGAACUUUAUGUGGAACGAAGUUUUCUGGAGUUAGCAGACUCAGGUAACAUAGUAGAAAGAUGUUGAGGUAGGAACGGACAAUAUAACCAGGGACCAAAACUCUAUCAACUGCUCUCUUACCACACGAAGGUCGAAAAUGAUAUACACCAUCAUUAGUCCUUGGACACGUCUUGAUACGACCCAAUGAUGCGAACGUCCUAUCGCCACAACACUGGCACAAGAUAGCGCUACCUACCUAAAAGAUAUACACAGUCCUACUUCACUGAGCCACGCCCACUUCGGGAGGACAACCACGCCCACAUGUUUGCUUCCUUCUUAGGCCCAACGAUCCGACACGCCCACUCAUCUUGACAAGCACGGCAACCUACAGCACCAUUAUUGGACGUUCCACGCCCCCAAUACCACCGAGCCACGCCCAGGGGUGCAGACUACCAGGCCACACCACCUGCCAUUCCCUCUAUCUCUCUAUCGUUGAUCUUCACCCGUUCCUCCGUCAUACAUGAACCACAUGCCUAAUCGUCAUCACUCCCACUAUGUGGCAAACGGUGAGAUCGACGAUGACAUCACAAAUCCCAUACAUCUGAGACCGCUGCCUACACUUCCGGUGCCUCCGCUCGGCCAGAGUCUGGAGAGGUACCUCAAGUCCCUGAGUCCUCUGGUCUCCAAGGAACAGUAUGAGAGAACCCAAGCCCUGGUCCAGGAGUUCCUCAAGCCGGGAGGAGAAGGGGAGACAUUGCAACAGAAGAUAGUCGAAAUGAGGGAAACCAAAGUGAACUGGACAUACGACUAUUGGCUAGAUGAUAUGUACCUCAAGGUUCGGUCCGCCUUGCCCAUCAACAGCAACCCUGGUAUGGUCUUUCCCAAGCAAUAUUUCAGAGACGAAGGUCAAAGGUUACGAUUUGCUGCAAAACUGAUAUCCGGUAUUCUGGACUACAAGGUUGUUAUUGAUGCGCGAGCGUUACCCGUCGACCGGGCCAGGCACAACAAGCAGGGGCAACCGCUUUGUAUGGAACAGUACUACCGACUCUUCUCAUCCUACCGGGUACCCGGUCUACUCAAAGAUGAAUUAGUCUCACCGGGUAGUAGUCUCAUGCCCGAACCGGAACACAUCAUUGUCGUAUGUCAAAACCAGUUCUUUAUCUUAGACGUCAUAAUCAACUUCAAACGACUGAGCGACCAAGACCUGGUCAGUCAACUCAAGAGAAUACUAGAUGCUGCCAAAGAAAACCCCGACUCCGUCCCGUUGGGUCUCCUUACCACCGCCGAUAGACCAACAUGGGCUAGUUCUAGGGCUAGAUUAAUAGAAGAUUCAACGAAUCGCGACUCACUGGACAUGAUAGAGCGAUGUAUCUUCGUUCUCUGCCUUGACGAGCGCAUGGACUACCCUCCUCCCGAGGUCGGCAAGCCCAUCGACUCGGACGACGAGCCGCUCGGUCUCCAUAUGCUGCACGGGGGAGGAGUCGAGAACAACACGGGCAACAGGUGGUUCGAUAAAACCAUGCAGUUCAUCAUCGGUACAGACGGCCAAUCCGGUCUCAACUACGAGCAUUCCCCGUCAGAAGGAGUAGCGGUCGUGCAGCUGGUCGAACAUCUACUCAAAUACAUUGACUCUGAAACACACAAACGAAAACUGACGAGAGCACAGUCAAUAUGUGAGCUUCCUAAUCCACGAAAACUCAACUGGAAAAUCUCACCAAUCCUACUCCAAGACAUCGAAAUAGCCAAAGCUCAGAUCACAUAUGCUGUCAGUGAUGCUGAUGUCAAGCUACUACGUUUCACUCAGUUCGGUAAAAACUUCCCCAAAUCUCAGAACAUAAGUCCCGAUGCCUUCGUACAGCUAGCACUGCAGCUAACAUACUACAGAAUAUACGGGCGUUUGACGAGUACAUACGAGAGCGGUUCUACACGUCGGUUUCAAGAAGGCCGAGUCGACAAUAUCCGGGCCGCUUCACCGGAAGCUCUAGAGUUCGUACGGUCAAUCAAAGGAGAACGAGAGGCCAGUAUAGAGGAGAAGAAGUUCUUGAUGAGGGAAGCCAUCAAAGCUCAAACAGAAACAUGCUUACAGACGAUCACGGGACAGGGGUUUGACUGCCACCUGCUCUGUCUGAGGGAGGUCAGCAAGGAGAUAGGGAUGCCACUACCAGCCAUCUUCGCUGAUGAGGCUUUCGAGAUCAGUAACAGGUUCUGUCUCUCAACCAGUCAGGUUCUGACCAAACUGGACACGUUUAUGUGCUACGGACCUGUGGUCCCGGACGGUUACGGUGCAUCGUAUAACCCCCAUGAGGACUACAUUCUGUUUGCUAUAGCGUCUUUCAAGUCCUGCCCUUCGACCGACUCACAUGUCUUCCGCGCAAAGCUCUACCAAACGCUCAUCGACAUGCACGAGCUCUGCACGGGGACCAAGCCAAACACCAACAACAACUCGAACGGCUACACGCAAGGGUAGACCAGUUAAAUCAGUUCCAGGAACUAGUGUAGAUCUGAGCGUGUUGAUGUCGUGUUAACCCCGUUGCAGACAAGGCGUUAUUUAUCUGACGUAAAACGCGUCUGUGACUGAUAGGCUCUUUGUUCAAAGCGUCAUGAAAGAGUGAUAUAUCGUUCAAAUAGUGCUUGCAAAAUGAACAGUUCUAUCAAUACUUUCAGUGACUGGGAUGUGGUUUAAUUGCCUUUACAGUCUAUAUGAGAGUAGGUAAUAAUGCAGUAGAACUGACGCCUCGUGUGCGAUGGGAAAUACAGAGGGAUGAUGAAUACAUCGACCAUACCCCAAAUGACUUGAGAUAACACAGCAAAUCUGUCAUAAAGACCAUUGGGGGAGAUUGGACUAGAGCUAGAACACGUGCAGUGAUAGACCAAGACUGGAACUAAGACAAGAUAGGAUCAACUUACGUACUAAAUAGGUACCGAAAUCAAAGUAAAUGUGUUUUGUAAUUGAGGCAACGUUGUGAUUAAUGAGGGGCAUUGCGUGUUCCUGUCCUAACUUAAAACCGGUGCAUAAUGAUAGAUUAUGCAGGUACAUGACUUGUAUACCUCACCAUUUAAGACUAAGUUCUGUAUGUAAUAAUGGUGUUUACAUCAAGCUGCCUAAGGAUGGACAAUUUAAGCAUCAGAAAUAAAACAGAAAAAACGUUUUAUUUUUAAAUCGCAAUUAUCAUUUGUUGAGCCAUAAGUUCCAGUUCAUGCGCAUUUUAAAAAAACCUUGUGGACUUUUCGACCUAUUGGAUGACUCCGAAUAAAACAACCAUCGAUGUUACUAUAGCAACCAUUUAUUCAAAACAAUUGUUCUAUGCACUCAAAAGAUCACUUUUAAUAGAUAUGCAAAACUUAAACAACGUAGUGAAAGUACUAUAGCUCGUACGCAUUGAUUUUUGUUGCGUUUAAUUCCGAAUUAUGUGUCAAAAUUCUGAACCUAAAAUUUUGUCCACGUCGCUUUUUUGAAAUGCUAUGAAUCUAAGUCAAAUUGUCACGUUUAUUGUUACAGUCCAACUAUUUUCAGUAUUUACUAUGACUUUAAGGGGAUUUCCCGUGAGUUUUUCAGGUUGAGGACGGUAGGGGUGGUCAAAUUGUGACGACCAGAAAGCAAGUUUUGUUGAUACACGAAAAGAAAAAUAACUGAAAGAGAGUAUUUUGCAGACAAUGGUUACAAAAUGCUGGAAAUCACAACAAUGCCUACAAUGAUAAAUGUAGAAAAUAUAAAUAUGUAAUACAUUGUAGACUAAACUAACUUUCAUUAGUCAUUAUAUUUAUGGAACGUCAAAUGAAUAAAUUCGUUAGACUUUUAAUUGUCUGUUUUAUAAAAUAAAUCAAUAUUACCAAUUAAAUUAGUCAGAAAAUGAUCUUUAGGAACCACACGCAUUCACUGAAUCUGUCACUGCAUGGUAUAAGUUUGAAACUGACUCAUGCAUCUUAACUCAAUUGUCUGUUUCUCGUUAUUUUGAAGAUGAAGGAGUCCGAAGAGCACUCAGGCCUUUGUAUCCAACAUUCUAGUAUAACAUCCUUCCAAAGUAACACAAGAGAGAUGGAAAUAGUAAAAUACAAGUCAUAUUUUUCUAG